Molecule: messenger RNA, 2264 nt
Organism: Linum tenue
Lineage: Eukaryota; Viridiplantae; Streptophyta; Magnoliopsida; Malpighiales; Linaceae
Source: the annotation of a GenBank genome assembly
CUCUGCAUUUCACUCACCCUGUUCCUCUCUCUCUCUCCAUUGCAGAAAGCUUCAAAGAUUUAAAACCCUCAAUCCCCCCAUAGAUCAAGCUCCAAUCUUUUCCGGCCACCAACAUUUUCCCUCCCUUCAAAACUUUCUCGGGGGAAAAACAGAGGAGGAACGCAGGAAAAAAAGGAACGAGCUUUGCAGACUACUUCAGGGCCGAGGAUAGUGAAUACUGAGAAUGUGUCAGCAGCUUUACUGGUACCACUGAAUCGCCAUAGUUUCCCCCCUGUGCCUCCCUUUACAUUCCCCCUUUUUCCAUCUCGGUUUCAGCAAAAUGCACGGUGGAAUCUUUUGUGCUUCGAGGGAUUCUCUCUGCUCCUGAUUCUACACCCCCUUUGCUUGAAUUCCCCCCCUGUUAGCUACUUUUUCUUCGUGGAGAAACCCUAGCCGUGGAAGGUGAGCAUUCUUAUGCUUUGAUUUGAGGGCAAAACAAAGAAAUGGAGGACUUGGCGGGUUUGUUUUGAGUCAAGUUCCAGUUUGUGUUGAGCUUUGCUAUGGUGGGAUAUGGAUUUCGGCAAUUCUAUCAAGAUCUGUGUGCUGCUUGGCGGGUAAAUUGCGUUAUCAUAGAAAUGUCUCUUGUCUGAGAAUAGGUGCUGGUGGGUUUCUGAUGAAGGGAGUUGGAAUCUUUAGGUGCCAAAAUUGAAUGGUCUUUGGUGAGUUGGUAGAUCUCUUGAUAAACCCUCCAACUAGAACUGGGGAACUGCUUUCCUGAAGAACGGGAUAAUGUCUGGAGGAGCUCCAAGAGUGAGGUCGAUAAAUGUGGCUGAUUCUGAUCAAACAAGGCCAGUUUUGGGUCCAACUGGGAACACCAAGUCUGAAGCUUUUAGUGCUGGGAAACCCAAGCCAUUGACACUGAGCAAAGUUGAGAAAUCACCGGAAGAGAAGAAACCAACAAAAGGAAUUUACAACAGCCAUUCUCCCAAAUCACACUCUCUUAGUGCAUCUUCUGUGCUCCGUCGACACGAGCAGUUGCUGCAUUCCAAUCUGUCUAUGAAUGCCUCUUGCUCGUCCGAUGCAUCCACUGAUUCAUUCCACAGUCGGGCGUCUACUGGGCGGUUGGUGCGGUCGUAUAGUACAGGGAGUAGAAGGAAGGUGGUUUCAAAGCCGAGGAGUGUUGCUUCUGAUAGUGGACUUGAGUCUCCAACUUCUCCUGGUGGAUCACAGUUCAACAAGAAGACAUGUGCUUGGGUGACACCCAAUACAGAUCCAUGCUAUGCAGCUUUCCACGACGAAGAAUGGGGAGUUCCUUUACACGAAGAUAAAAAAUUGUUCGAGCUUCUUGUCCUUUCGGGGGCCUUAGCUGAACUUACUUGGCCUGCCAUUUUAAGCAAGAGGCACAUCUUCAGGGAAGUCUUUUCAGAUUUUGAUCCGAUCUCCGUCUCAAAGUUCAAUGAGAAGAAGUUCACGGCAACAGGAAGCAAAGCCACUUCCCUGCUCUCGGAACCCAAGCUACGUGCUGUCAUUGAGAAUGCUCGUCAAAUCUCCAAGGUUUCUUGUUUUGUUGACUGCAGGUGAUAGAAGAGUUUGGUUCCUUUGACAAAUACAUAUGGAGCUUCGUGAACAACAAGCCUAUAGUAAACCGACUCCGGUACCCAAGGCAGGUACCCGUGAAGUCCCCCAAAGCAGAUGCCAUAAGCAAGGACCUCGUGAGGCGAGGGUUCCGCAGUGUGGGGCCGACAAUCGUGUACUCUUUCAUGCAGUCGGCAGGUAUAACAAACGACCAUCUCAUCGGCUGCUUCAGAUUCCAGGAAUGUGUAAAUGUGGCAGAAGGGAAGGAAGAGAAUGGCACUAUCAAGGCCACAGUUGCAGCAGAAGGUGAUCAAGAACAAGGACAAGAUGGUGGUGAAAAAACAAACAGCGGAAUCAUAGGAUCAGAGAUGUCCAUAGCCAUUGAUGACUUGAGCUUGGAGGCAUAGCAGCUGAUGCAGUACUGUGCUAUUACUCAACUUGAUGGACCAGUUUUUUCCCCCUUCGUCUGUAUAAAUCGAAAGGAAACUCCAUUGCUGGCUGCUGCCGCAUCAUGAUAGGAAGGAAUCUUGUCCCAUUCUCCCAUUCUAGAUCUGUAGAUUAUAAAAGAAAAUUCACUGUUGUUCUUUAACCAGAUGAUGGUGAAGGAAUUGUGGCUGUUGGUGGACGUGGGUUUGCCCGCCCUGUUCCACACUUGGAAAUGUAUGAUUUUUUGUAUAGUUGGGAUCUUCCUGAAAGUUAGUUUAUAUUCA